GAGGUGUUGGGCGGGAAGGUGAGGGUGCCGGUGGCCGUGCGCUCUUCGGGUGCCCUCCUGUCUCUUCUCUCUGGCCACGUUAACGUGUUUAUGGCUCUUCAUCUAAAUUGGAAAAGACCUACAAGAUCACCAAGCCGGCCAUCUGUCCGGCCUGCUGAGCCCCUCCACCGAGCCAUGUCCUUCUCUGCUACAUCUGCACGUCUCUGAGAUGCCCCCAGGGAUGGAGUCUCCACUGCCUCCCUGGCAGCCCGCUCCAACGCCCAACCACCCCUUCCAUGAAAAAAUUCAUCCCCAUACCCAACCUAAACCUCCCCUGGUGCAGCUUGAGGCGCUUUCCUCACAUCCUAUUACUUUUCACACAAGAAGAGUGACCACCAACCCUUCUCACUGCAACCUCCUUUCAGCUACUGUCAGACCGAAAAAUGAAGUAGAACAGAAGCAGCUCUGUGCGUUUGGGGAGUAUGUGGCUGAGAUCCUGCCCAAGUAUAUCCAGCAAGUACAGGUGACCUGUUUCAAUGAGUUGGAGCUUUUGAUCCAUCCAGAUGGGAUUAUUCCAGUUCUGACCUUCCUCCGAGAUCACACUAACGCCCAGUUCAAGUCCUUGGCUGACUUGACUGCUGUUGAUGUCCCAUCUCGGCAGUACCGCUUCGAGAUUGUUUACAAUCUCCUGUCUCUGCGAUUCAACAGUCGGAUCCGUGUGAAAACAUACACUGAUGAGCUGACACCUAUUGACUCAGCAGUGUCUGUGCACAAAGCAGCAAACUGGUAUGAAAGAGAGGUUUGGGACAUGUAUGGUGUUUUCUUUGCCAACCAUCCUGAUCUAAGGCGAAUCCUCACAGACUAUGGGUUUGAAGGCCAUCCUUUCCGGAAGGACUUUCCACUCUCUGGUUAUGUAGAGGUGCGGUAUGACGAUGAAGUGAAACGGGUAGUGGCAGAACCUGUGGAGCUAUCUCAGGAAUUUCGCAAGUUUGAUCUGAAUAGCCCUUGGGAGGCAUUUCCUGCUUAUCGUGCACCUCCAGAACCCCUGAAAAUAGAAGCUGGAGCCAAGAAGGAAGAUGCAAAAUAACAGCAGAAUGGAGCGGGUGCAUGGCACCAUCCUUUCUGAUCAAAUGCUGUUGUGGCUGGCAGUGCUUGGGAUGUGACUCAGAACAGCAUUCUCUAAUUAAGACCGGUAGCAUUUGCCAUUAUUACAGCUUUUACAUUAUUAUUACAGCUCUUUAUAGGAAGAAAAAAAAAAAAAGAGAGAGAGAAAGGAACACAAGAAGUCUACAGAAGUUUGUAUUUUAAAUAAUUUCUAGGUCCCCUUAUGAUCUGCCAGUGUUUGAAUUGAUUAAAUAGGAAAUGUACUUUUAAUCAUUCCUACAGCUGGUUCUAUUUUCUGUUGCAUUGGCUCUCUUGGAUGCCAGUGCUCAUUGCACAAGACAGAAGUGUAUAGCAGCACUUCUGUUACUGUGGUAAUUAUUAAUAAAGAACAUUUUUCCCCA
Gallus gallus (chicken) is the source of this 1484-nucleotide messenger RNA. It is a transcript of the gene NDUFS3, whose product is annotated as NADH:ubiquinone oxidoreductase core subunit S3. The record is from RefSeq and is a predicted model, not a curated record. Lineage: Eukaryota; Metazoa; Chordata; Aves; Galliformes; Phasianidae. Gene Ontology annotation, molecular function: NADH dehydrogenase (ubiquinone) activity. The coding region runs from base 209 to 1066 and encodes 285 amino acids. The transcript is spliced from 7 exons.